AUGCUUUGGGAAAAUGGAAUUAAUGGCAUUUUAGCAGAUGAAAUGGGAUUGGGAAAGACAGUUCAGUGCAUUGCUACAAUUGCAUUGAUGAUUCAGAGAGGAGUACCUGGACCUUUUCUUGUCUGUGGCCCUCUGUCUACACUUCCUAACUGGAUGGCUGAGUUCAAAAGAUUUACACCAGAAAUUCCUACUAUGUUAUAUCACGGAACCCAGCAAGAACGUCGAAAAUUAGUAAGGAAUAUUCACAGACGGAAAGGGACGCUGCAGAUUCAUCCUGUGGUAAUUACGUCAUUUGAAAUAGCCAUGAGAGAAGAAAUGCAUUUACAGCAUUGCUAUUGGAAAUACUUAAUAGUAGAUGAAGGACACAGGAUUAAGAAUAUGAAGUGCCGUUUAAUCAGGGAAUUAAAACGAUUCAAUGCUGAUAACAAACUUCUUUUGACUGGUACUCCUCUACAAAACAAUUUAUCAGAACUUUGGUCAUUGCUAAAUUUUUUGUUGCCGGAUGUAUUUGAUGACUUGAAAAGCUUUGAGUCUUGGUUUGACAUCACUAGUCUUUCUGAAACUGCUGAAGAUAUUAUUGCUAAAGAAAGAGAACAGAACGUAUUGCAUAUGCUACACCAGGUUUUGACUGUUUUUUAAAUUUUGCUUAUUAGACUGAAAUCUGAUGUUGCUUUGAAGUUCCUCCGUAAACGUGAAGUAGUUGUUUAUGCACCACUUUCAAAGAAACAAGAGAUCUUUUAUACAGCCAUUGUGAAUCGUACAAUUGCAAGCAUGUUUGGAUCCAGUGAGAAAGAAACAGUUGAAGUAAGUCCUACUGGACGACCAAAACGACGAACUAGAAAAUCAAUAAAUUACAGUAAAAUAGAUGAUUUCCCUAAUGAAUUGGAAAAAUUGAUCAGUCAAAUACAGCCAGAGGUGGACCGAGAAAGAACUGUUGUGGAAGUGAAUAUCCCUGUAGAAUCUGAAGUUAAUCUGAAGCUGCAGAAUAUAAUGAUGUUACUUCGUAAAUGCUGUAAUCAUCCAUAUUUGAUUGAGUAUCCUAUAGACCCUGUUACACAAGAGUUUAAGGUCGAUGAAGAAUUGGUAACAAAUUCAGGAAAAUUCUUAAUUUUGGAUCGAAUGCUGCCAGAACUAAAGAAAAGAGGUCACAAGGUGCUGCUUUUUUCACAAAUGACAAGGAUGUUGGACAUUUUAAUGGAUUACUGCCAUCACAGAAAUUUCAACUUUAGCAGGCUUGAUGGAUCCAUGUCUUACUCAGAGAGAGAAGAAAAUAUGCACAACUUCAACACAGAUCCAGAUGUGUUUAUCUUUUUAGUGAGUACACGAGCUGGUGGCCUGGGUAUUAAUUUGACUGCAGCUGAUACAGUUAUCAUUUAUGAUAGUGAUUGGAAUCCCCAGUCUGAUCUUCAGGCCCAGGAUAGAUGUCAUAGAAUUGGUCAGACAAAGCCAGUUGUUGUAUAUCGCCUUGUCACAGCAAAUACUAUCGAUCAGAAAAUUGUGGAAAGAGCAGCUGCUAAAAGAAAACUGGAAAAGUUGAUCAUCCAUAAAAAUCAUUUCAAAGGUGGUCAGUCUGGAUUAAAUCAGUCUAAGAAUUUCUUAGAUCCUAAGGAAUUAAUGGAAUUGUUAAAAUCUAGAGAUUAUGAAAGGGAAGUAAAAGGAUCAAGAGAGAAGGUCAUUAGUGAUAAAGAUCUGGAAUUGUUGUUAGAUCGAAGUGAUCUCAUUGAU
Messenger RNA from Microcebus murinus (gray mouse lemur), 1725 nucleotides. The record is from RefSeq and is a predicted model, not a curated record. Lineage: Eukaryota; Metazoa; Chordata; Mammalia; Primates; Cheirogaleidae.